AUGUCUGCUGUUCUGACUAUCCUGGGCUAUCUACCGCGAUUUAUUCGAGAACGUCUUGUGCCCACGAUGCUUAUUCCUGAGAUCAAAAAUGACCCAUCCAAGGUCCAACUGGCACGGCUUUCACACGUUUACUUUGAGCACCCAGAUCUGAAGAAGUUCGCCAAAUUUGCAGAGGAUUUUGGAUUUGUGAAGGCUCACGAAACGAAAGACACCAUCUACUUCCGGGGAUAUGGAAAAGACCAAUACGUCUACGUCGCCAAGAAGAGCAAGGACGGCAAACCACAUUUUGGAGGUGGCGCAUUUGUGGCCCAAUCUGAAGAGCAAUUCGAGAAGGCCAAAAAGAUCGAGGGCGCGCAAUUGAAAGAUCUGGACGGACCUGGAGGCGGAAAAAUCAUCACGUUUGCCCGCCCAAAUGGCACUUUCAUGCACGUCGUUUAUGGACAAACUCCGAGAGAGGUGGACACGACCGAAGUCCCGACCGCUACACACGAACAUCAAGGCCCAUACAACUUGCCUUUUGAAAAACACAGACUGGGACAAUUCCAGCGAUAUCACAGUGGUCCAGCUCUUGUGCACAAACUCGGCCAUUAUGGAUACGUGUGCAAGGAGUUCGACCAAGAGCUCACCUUCUAUACAUCCAACUUUAACUUUGUCCCAACCGAUAUUCUAUACCAUCCACAAUUUUCGAAUAUCGACGUCCUGACAUUUAUCCAUCUGGACCUUGGAAAGGAGUGGUCAGACCACCACAUUCUCUUCCUUCAAAGAGCCCCCCCCGAUGUCAAGCAAACCUACAUUCAUCACAGCUCUUACGAAGUCGCUGAUUUUGAUACUCAACUUAUUGGUCACGAGUGGCUGGCAAAGAAAGGAUGGAAGAGUGUUUGGGGUGUUGGUCGUCAUGUUUUGGGAAGUCAGAUCUUUGAUUACUGGCAAGACCCCAGUGGUUAUAAGAUUGAGCAUUAUGCCGAUGGUGAUGUUGUCAAUACCGACGUGGAAACCAGGAGAGAGGUUGUUGGACCUCUUUCGGUCUGGGGACCUGAACUGCCAAAGGACUUUGGUACUGAUGGGACUAUCGUUCCUCUCAACUAA
This is a messenger RNA of Rhinocladiella mackenziei CBS 650.93, 1086 nucleotides long. RefSeq lists its product as uncharacterized. NCBI's taxonomy places the organism in Eukaryota, Fungi, Ascomycota, Eurotiomycetes, Chaetothyriales, Herpotrichiellaceae. The transcript is spliced from 2 exons. Gene Ontology annotation, biological process: L-methylmalonyl-CoA metabolic process. Gene Ontology annotation, molecular function: methylmalonyl-CoA epimerase activity. The record is from RefSeq and is a predicted model, not a curated record. The coding region runs from base 1 to 1086 and encodes 361 amino acids. Gene Ontology annotation, cellular component: mitochondrion.